AUGGCAUCAAAUUCAAUCUUGACGAUCGCUCCCUAUAAGCAUCGUAAAGAUUUAACUAGAGAAUCAGUUUUAUCAAAAUAUCUGAUUAUUGGAUAUAUUGCCGCUGGUACUUACGGUAAGGUUUAUAAAGCUAAAUCCAAAACAGAGCUAAGCAGUAGAGAUAAAGAAAAAUUCAAAAGUGAUAAUCAUCUGAAUAAAUCAAUUUACCCAAAUAAUGAAAUAAUUCAUUAUACUGGAAUAUCACAAUCAGCAAUUAGAGAAAUGUCAAUUUGUAGAGAAUUGAAUCAUAAAAACAUAACCAAGUUGAUCGAUAUAAUUUUAGAAAACAAAUCAAUUUAUAUGAUAUUUGAAUUUUUCGAACAUGAUUUAUUACAAAUUAUCCAUUUCCAUUCUCAUCCCGAAAUUAAUCCAAUACCCGAAUCAACAAUUAAAUCAUUAAUUUGGCAAGUUUUAAAUGGAGUUACCUUUUUACAUAAGAAUUGGAUAUUCCAUCGAGAUUUGAAACCAGCAAACAUAAUGGUUUCAAGUAAUGGGGUUGUUAAAAUUGGAGAUUUAGGAUUGGCUAGAAAAUUUAAUAACAAUUUACAAAGUUUAUACACUGGAGAUAAAGUUGUGGUGACAAUUUGGUAUAGAGCACCAGAGUUAUUAUUAGGUACAAGACAUUAUUCACCAGCAAUUGAUUUAUGGGCCGUUGGAUGUAUAUUGGCAGAAUUAUUACUGUUAAGACCAAUUUUUAAAGGAGAAGAAGCAAAAUUAGAUCUUAAUAACAAAAAAUCAAUUCCUUUCCAAAAAAAUCAGUUACAAAAAAUCAUCGAGAUCUUAGGUACUCCAAAUAUUAAUAAUUGGCCAGCGUUAUGUAAUUAUCCAGAAUACUCUUCAUUUCAGCAAGUUUUCCUUAGUUCAAAUUCUACGGUUUAUCCAAAUAAUUUAUUAAAUUGGUAUAAUUUAAUUGGUGGUAAGAACAAACAGUGUCUUUCUUUACUUAAGUCGUUAUUAGAAUAUGAUCCAUUGAUCAGAUCCACCGCCGAUGACGCCUUGGUUCAUCCUUUUUUCUUAGAACUACCAAAAGUAAACUCUAAUGCAUUUGAAGGAUUAUCAGUUAAGUAUCCAAACCGCCGAAUCUACACUGACGAUAACGAUAUUCUAUCCAACGGCAAAUUGGCCAACAACAACCCGAACGCGAUGAACCAAAUGCAAAAUCAAAAAUCAAAUUUCAAUUCCCAAUUGUUUGGUAAUAAGAGAUUAAAUUUUAAUGAUACUAAUCAAAGGAAAAGACAACGCUGA
Molecule: messenger RNA, 1284 nt
Organism: Hyphopichia burtonii NRRL Y-1933
Lineage: Eukaryota; Fungi; Ascomycota; Pichiomycetes; Serinales; Debaryomycetaceae
Gene: SSN3
Product: cyclin-dependent serine/threonine protein kinase
Exons: 2
Coding region: 1-1284 (427 amino acids)
Biological process (GO): protein phosphorylation
Cellular component (GO): nucleus; mediator complex
Molecular function (GO): ATP binding; cyclin-dependent protein serine/threonine kinase activity; RNA polymerase II CTD heptapeptide repeat kinase activity
Source: RefSeq, a predicted model, not a curated record